UAACAAACAAAUACCGCCAUCGGCACACAUACAAGAAUAAAUGCAGAUUUUUCGUUGCGUUUUCGUGAGAAAAAAUAUACCAAAAGUUGUCAUGGGGACGAUGCGCGUGAUUGGUGAUUGGAACGCGCUUCUAUUGCUCCCUCGCGCGUUCUCGGCUGGCUUGUUGCGAUGGUUUCAAGCCUCGGGGACGCGCACGUAGGAAGUUCCGUCCUUCACGUCACGUCACGUCACGGGUCCGCAUCGACCGACACAAGAGAUGCUGAGGUGACAGCCCGGAGAAGGAGAAACAUAUUUGGAAACCUUUCGCUCUCUUUUUCGGUCUUCGAGCCUGACACGAUGAGAAUUAGCUCCUCGUGGUCCCGGGUCUCCUCCGUGGAUGUAGCCGCUGCUGUCUAACCACACCCGGGCUCAUCAUUUUCGGAUCAAGGCGAGGGUUGUUUCACCAGUUCCAGAUGGUCGGCCCCGUCUGAGACUGUCACUCAAGAGUGGGUGGGGUGGGGGGGUGGGGUCAGUGUAGCGGUCAGGGUCUUCAGGCGGCAUGAGCGGGGGAGCGGAGCAAGUGGACAUCCUCAGCGUGCUCUCUCUGGUGAAGGAACGAUGGAAAGUGGUCAAGAAGAUAGGGGGCGGUGGUUUCGGGGAGAUCUACGAGGCACUCGACCUACUGACCCGGGUCAGUGUGGCGCUCAAGGUGGAGUCGGCUCAGCAGCCCAAGCAGGUCCUCAAGAUGGAGGUGGCCGUGCUCAAGAAGCUGCAGGGGAAGGACCACGUGUGUCGCUUCGUGGGAUGCGGUCGCAACGAUCGCUUUAACUACGUGGUGAUGGAGCUUCAGGGUCGUAACCUGGCGGAUUUGAGGAGGAGCAUGAGCCGAGGAACAUUCAGCAUCAGCACCACUUUGCGUCUGGGCCGUCAGAUACUGGAAGCCAUCGAGAGCAUUCACUCAGUGGGCUUUCUGCAUCGGGAUAUCAAACCAUCCAAUUUUGCCAUGGGUCGCUUCCCUAGUACAUGUCGCACUUGCUACAUGCUUGACUUCGGUUUAGCCCGCCAGUUCACCAACUCGUGCCAAGAAGUCCGACCGCCCCGCCCAGUGGCAGGUUUCCGUGGAACUGUGCGUUAUGCGUCUGUCAACGCACACAAAAAUAAGGAGAUGGGUCGCCAUGAUGAUUUGUGGUCCCUCUUCUACAUGCUGGUGGAGUUCCUUGUAGGUCAGUUGCCUUGGCGGAAGAUCAAGGACAAAGAGCACGUGGGCAAACUAAAGGACACGUACGACCACCGUUUAAUGCUCAAACACCUGCCAGCGGAAUUUGGUGUCUUCUUGGAGCACAUCUCCAGUCUGGACUACUUCACCAAGCCUGACUAUCAGUUGCUGAUGUCGGUGUUCGACAACAGCAUGAAGACGUACAACGUGGUGGAGAACGAUCCGUACGACUGGGAGAGGACGGGCUCGGACGGUACACUGGUGAUCAGCGCUAGUGCCACCACGCCGCAGCACCACACACGCCUCACUCCUGCACACAUGGGCAUGGCCAACGCGUCCCUGAUUCCGGGUGACUUGUUGCGUGAGAACACUGAGGAAGUUCUACAGGAUGAGCAGCUCAGUGACGCCGACAACAACGUGGCCGCGCCAGACCGCGUGCCUGGUUCUCCCGGCCAUCCUCCUCGGACGCAGGAGGCCGACGUGUGGGAGGAGCUUGACCGCAACCGCAACCGAAUACGCACAGCCUUGUGGAAGGCUGCCACCGAAGAGGAGCAGAGCAACCCACAAGGCAACCAAGGCCACCAAAGCCCAUACGGAGGUCCCAGCCUGGGCUCACCUGUCAAAAUGUCAUCAGAGGAGCGUGAGGGUCCUCUGCUCAGGAAGCUGCGCAACAUCCAUAGUUUUGAGUUAGAGAAGAGACUUGGUUUGGAGUCCAAACCCAAUCCCGAACGUUUCACAGAGGCCUGUCUCACAAAGCAGACACUCAGCAGCAGCCAGCAACAGCGCCAAGAGAGCGAGGACGCGGCCGAGGGGGUCGCCAUUAUCCCAGUAAACCAGGCUACUGGAGAACGUCGUGAGCGGGUGUGGCACUACGACGAAGAGUUCCUUUCCAACGGCGGCGGGGGGUCUCCCAAAGCGCCGUCCCCUGCCUCUCCGGAGCACGGCGACGGGGCAGCAAGCAGCGGGGGGUUCGUAGCCCUCAACCUCAGCUCGGGCCGGCAGGACGUAGACUCCCGGGACUGGGUUCUAGUGGAGCGGCCCGGGACCAAGGCCAGUUCCAGCCCUUCGGAAGAAGAGGUGGAAGAGGAGGCGGAUGUCCUACAGGAACCCGGGGUGGACCGUGGCGUGCCAAGCCCUGCUUCUGGGAAAGCAAAGCUGGACAGCUUGGCUUCCUCGAAAGGGAGCACGAAAUCUGACAAGCUGGAGCUCAGCGUGGGACCAGCUGAGGCCCUGCCGCCCGUCACCCCCACCAGCCCUGCGGAAGCUCUAACCGAGGGGGUCCUCACCCAGCACCCCACCUCUCCUCCAUCCCUGCCCGAGGAAGCGGCCGCCCGGACCUUUGGCCCCAUCCCUCUGCGUUCCCCCAGCCCUCACACCCUCCUCAGCACCCUGUCGGACCCUCUCCACCAGCACCACCCGCUGGCCAUGAGGCGUAGCCAAUCUGCUGACCAGCACCGGGACCGCCCUCCGUCUUCCUUUUCUUGCCACGCCUCCUUAACGCUUCCACCCAGGCCCUCAGCCAGUCGCAGGAAACUACCUGCCAUCCCGGCCGGCGCCGCCAACUUCCCCUCUGUCAUACGUAUAACCAGGGCCCAGCUGCAGCAGCUGACGGCUCAGCGUCCGUCUGGCCUUUCCUCGGCGUCAGGGUCGGACAGCGUCCACCAGCCGGAAAGGCGCGAAGAAGCUGAAGUAGAGCCUACUGUGAAAUCCCCAGGGACAGCCACAGAAGCGCCGCCGGUCAACGAGGACCCACCGAGUCCGGCGCCAGGCCGCCGAAGCGACUCCCCUCUCUCACCUCAUAGUCUCAUUUCACCCAACGGGCACCAAUCGCCCACCCAGCCCUGCACUGAGAAAGACAAUCCACCUCCAGAAAAUGUGGACGGCAACGAGUCCCCCACUGCCCCUCGCCGCCGACAGAGUCGCAUCCCUGUGCUGGAACCACCACCCGUAGGUUCGGCCAAAGAGAAGCUAUUGCAGAAGAAAGCCAACAACUCAGCCCCACUGCCGUCCCCCUCCGCCUCGCCGUCCCUCUCUGACCGCCGCGCCCCCGCCACCAUGGCCUCCCUGGCCAGGGACCCGCUGUCAUCCGCCUCGGACCGCUCACAGGAGGAGGACUCGCUGGUGGGCUCCCGUUCGGAUCGUCAAGGGGACGCCUCCCUGUCAUCCUCCUCAAGCCCGUUGUCCCGUCGGAGCAGGAUCCCUCGGCCCGUUCACUUGACUUCAUCCGCCGAGCAGCUGGCCACCCAGUUCCUGCCCCGCCCACCUCCUGGAAAGCCGCCAUGCCGCAACACGGUGGAGGGCAGGAUCCGACGCUACCGCAUCCGAGCAGGCAGCACCAGUGACUCAGACCUCCUAACUUGCCUGGCUCAGCUGAUGCACGGUGCUCGCGGCUCCCCCACAGCCCUCCACUGUCCGUCAACCCCUUACACCGGCCCUCGAACAACAGGCGUCAGCAGCUUGACCAGCUCGCCGCACCACGUCCGCAGUUCCAGCGGCUCGCCUCGCAGCUCGUCUUCACUGCAGCGUUCCGUCAGCUCCUCGCCUUCGCGCCACGAGCACCGCGGCAGCUUCUCCGGAUCGCCUCCCACGCGCCGCCUCUAUCACCACCACCAGGAAACGUGCUGCAGCCGGCAAGCCCGCAACGCUGCCUUCCACCUGUCCAGGGGUAAGGGGUGCAGUCGCGAAGGCAAGUGCUCCAGCAAGUUGGCCAGAUAGUCGCCCGAAAGGUGGAUGAAGAACAGUUUUCGGUAUACCCUCCGUUUCUCUCCGAACCUCAAACUGUCCUCUUAUCCUGUACCUUUUUUUCUAUUAGUCAUGUUAUCAUUUUGGAUAACAAAAUAGUGCAGCUGCAAUUUUAUUUCUUGUCCAGGAAUCAGUAGUUGGUACUGUAGCACAGGGGUUCCCAAGCUUUAUUGAGCCAUGGCUUAUAUUGCAGAAAUUUGUAGCAUUCAAAAUGAUUUGAGAUCUAAGACCCUCAAUGGCGGGGAAUGAGUUGUUUGAACCUGAUAUAUUGACUGUAGCUUGACCAAUAUUUCAGCCAAUUUUCGUCAAAAAGUAUAAAAAAAUGUCGUAAAUUUGUCAUUUAACCAAACAAAUCAAUUAUAAAAUACAUAAAAUAAUAUUAAUAAAAUUUCAAACCAAAGUUAUAAUGGUUUUGGAUUUUCACUACAGCUGAGUUUCAUUUACUUUACACCCCCCCCAUCUAAUUCAAUUAAUGUAAUUAGUUCUGCAUUGGGAAAUUACUCAAUUUUAAAGGGAUCCACGGAUACAAAAUAUUGUAGUUCUUAAAAAAUGAGCGUUAGUAUGAGUUAAAAUAAUUUGAGAUUGAAACCCCUCUUGAUGUUUUCGUUUUUAUACAAUUUGUAAAAUUAGUUUUACUAGUAGGUCGCCAUUGUUGUUGACGUCACAUGGUUACGCUGCCGGGCUUCUAGAGUAUGACUGUAGGGACAUGUCAUCUGUACAAACCUUUCAAUUUGAACCCAAGAGGAACAUUAAUGAGCAUGACCGCAAUGUCGAGAUCUCAAAAACGAGCAGCAAAAGCAAAAUGAUCAGGAAAGACUGGAUGAGACGUGACGAGAGUAGGGAAAAAAAACCCGGUGUUCUGCCAAAGCGUCCUACAAGAGGCGAAUUUGACAACCAAAGUACUACCGUGCGCUUUCAGCUUGUUUUGUUUAUGCAUAUAGACAGAACAUACUUAAGAUACUUAAACGGAGUAUAUCAAAUACGGGUGGUUUAAAUACGCGACGUGACUAAUGUGGUCAACAGAUAAACAAUAUGCUUUAAACCUACCACAAAAAAAGACUACGCUCAAAAGUAUGAGAGGGAAACACUUCCCAAAAUUAUUUAGAGGCAUUGAAAAGGUAAGAAAAGACUCAAUAAAAACACAAAUAGUAAGUACUCGCCGCUUUUAACCGAUGAGCGCGUGUGUUUGACGUCUCGCCGCGUAGAAGGAAUUGCAGUAACCCGGUAGUAGGAGUGGGAAUCUCUUGGUACCUCAUGAUACGAUAUGAUUUGUGAUACAAAGCUCACGAUAACGAUGAUCUGACGAUAUAGCGAUAGAACAAUUAUCGAUACAUUGAUCAGGAAACCAUUCUAGGUUAUUCUACAAACAACCAAUUAACAGAAAAACAAGCUUCUAGUGUGAAUUGGAAUGAGUUUAUCCAUAGUAGACGUCCAAUCCAUUUGAACUGGGAGGGUGGCAGCGAAUGAACAUUUGUUCAUUCGCUGCCAUCCCUCCCACUUCAAAUGGAUUGAACGUCUAUGGCUGUCAGUGGCGGUCAAUGCCAGGCAAUUAGGUAAUUUUAGGCCAUUUAAGGUCUCACUGGAACAGCACCAAACAAAAGUUCAGCAUCAUCACCUCCAAUGCACACCAAUGCAGAUUCUUGACUCUUGACACCUUGUCUAGAGGAUGCACACCAAUGCAGAUUCUUGACUCUUGACACCUUGUCCGAUGCCUCUAGACAAGGUGAUGAUGCUGGAACUUUUGUUUGGUGCCGUUCCAGUGAGAUUUACAAAGAUGAUUGCCUGAAGAAGACAUCAAAAUUCCAUCCCUACAUGAUAAAACAUUUUUAGAAUUAUAUCUCGAUUCUUGGCAGGAGCAUAUCGAUAACCUUUUGGGAUACAAAGUAUCACGAUAUAUCACCAUUUCGAUAUAUUGUCACACCCCUACCCGGUAGUAUUCAUCGAGUGAUAGUGACAAUCUACGUCAUCACGUCCAUAAAACAUGGCGCCAUCUGUAGGUCAAAAACAUGUACUAAACAUUAUAGAUAUCUAAAUCAAUGGCAAUAUUUUAUGUGUUUCUAACAACAUACUUUAGUAAAAGAGAACCUUUAAAUUCAUUUCUUGAAAUCUGCCUGUCGGAUAUAAAUAUUGGCUAAUGUUGAUGUGCAUCAGAAGUGCAAAUAUCAUCCAGAUACAUUUUUGUAUUAUAUAAAAAAUCAUAUACAGUUGUGGUCAAAAGUUUACAUACACUUGUGAAGAACAUAAUGUCAUGACUCUCUUGAGUUUCCAGUUAUUUCUACAACUCUGAUUUUUCUCUGAUAGAGUGAUUGGAACAGAUACUUCUUUGUCGCAAAAAACAAGUUUGGUUCUUGUAUGACUUUAUUAUGGGUGAACAGAAAAAAGUGAUCAAGUCUGCUGGGUCAAAAACAUACAUAGAGUAACGCUAAUAUUUGGUAACAUGUCCCUUGGCCAUUUUCACUUCAAUUAGGCGCUUUUGGUAGCCAUCCACAAGCUUCUGGUUGAAUCUUUGACCACUCCUCUUGACAGAAUUGGUGCAGUUCAGUUAAAUUUGAUGGCUUUCUGACAUGGACUUGUUUCUUCAGCAUUGUCCACAAGUUCUCAAUGGGGUUUAAGUCAGGCCAUUCGAAAACCUUAAUUGUAGCCUGAUUUAGCCAUUCCAUUACCACUUUUGAUGUGUGUUUGGGGUCAUUGUCCUGUUGGAACACCCAACUGCGCCCAAGACCCAAUCUUCGGGCUGAUGACGUUAGGUUAUCUUGAAGAAUUUGAAGGUAAUCCUCCUUCUUCAUUGUCCCAUUUACUCUCUGUAAAGCACCAGUUCCAUUAGCAGCAAAACAGCCUCACAGCAUAAUACUACCACCACCGUGCUUGACGGUAGGCAUGGUGUACUUGGGGUUAAAGCCCUCACCUUUUCUCCUCCAAACAUAUUGCUGGGCAUUGUGGCCAAACAGCUGGAUUUUUGUUUCGUCAGACCCCAGAACUGUCCUCCAGAAGGUCUUAUCUUUGUCCAUGUGAUCAGCAGCAAACUUCAGUGGAGCCUUAAGGUGCCACUUUUGGAGCAAGGGCUUCCUUCUUGCACGGCAGCCUCUCAGUCCAUGGAGAUGCAAAACACGCUUGACUGUGGACACUGACACCUGUGUUCCAGCAGCUUCUAAUUCUUGGCAGAUCUGCUUUUUGGUGAUUCUCGGUUGAAUCUUCACCCUCCUGACCAAUUUUCUCUCAGCAGCAGGUGAUAGCUUGCGUUUUCUUCCUGAUCGUGGCAGUGACAAAACAGUGCCAUGCACUUUAUACUUACAAACAAUUGUUUGCACUGUUGCUCUUGGGACCUGCAGCUGCUUUGAAAUGGCUCCAAGUGACUUUCCUGACUUGUUCAAGUCAAUGAUUCGCUUUUUCAGAUCCAUGUAUGUCUAUUUUUGACCCAGCAGAUUUGAUCACUUUUUCUGUUAACCCAUAAUAAAGUCAUAAAAGAAGCAAACUUCAUGAAUGUUUUUUGUGACAAAGAAGUAUCUGUUCCAAUCACUCUAUCGGAGAAAAAUCAGAUUUGUAGAAUUAACUGGAAACUCAAGAGAGCCAUGACAUUAUGUUCUUCACAAGUGUAUGUAAACUUUUGACCACAACAGUAUAGACCCACUAAGUGAAAUUGAAUACAUCUCCAUGGCACAUUAGUGGUUGGGAAUCACUGCGGCGUAGCAUACUGUGUAAACCGCUUCCAAUGUUUUCUUGAUCUUGCUUUCUCAAUGCAGUAUAUAGUCACAUAUUUAUCACUAGUAUUAAUGUACUCUGUUUGCAUACUGAGAGUCUCAGUAUAGUUGGCCCGGUAUUCAUGAAGAGAUUUAUUUUGAUGCUUCGCAUUGCUUAAGCAAGUCUUUUUGCCCUCUCGUUUUUGGGCGUGCGCUUAAAUUGAAAUCAAUCGCUACGAAUAUACAAUCACCUGUUGGGUGCGUGAAAACACAAACCUUCUUGUGCCUACUGUAGUCCCUUUUAAGAAGUUUAUCCAAGCUGGGAUUCAUCCACCGUUUUUGCGGCCAUAGGGUUGCGCCAAUAUUCUACAUUUUGAGGUAGUGACAAAAGCUCCUUAACACCAUAUGAAAGCUGGCUUUUUGGCGUGUGGCAAGUCUUUACAAGAGAACGGGUUGACAUGGGAAUUUUGUGUGCUAUCAAAAGCCCUUUUAAACAACGGUAAUAUUUCGCAUUUAAAGCAACACUAGGUAACUUUUCAACCUUUAUAAAAUAUUUUCAAAACAUUUGCGUUGAUAUGUCGACUGAUAACUAGUUGAAUGACACCUCUUUCAUAUCUUGAGGGGGUCUGUAUCGCUUUCACCGGCACAAAGUUUGAGGAGGGUGGCAGUAACCCUGCCACAUAAAAAAAAAAAAUACAAAUGUGCUGACUGCUUUACAGCAUACGUCACUUCUAUGGAGGUAGAUGUGUGUCUUUAUUAUUCAAUCCAAAAAAAAGUUGCUUCCAUCAAAAUAUUUAUUUUCAAUCAAAAAAAAUGUGUUUUAAUGCAAAAAUAUAUUUGAAACUCCCAAAAAUGUAUUUGGAACCUAUUUUUCGUUGAUUUAUUUAUUUUUAUACAAGUCAAGUUGUUUUUUUAUUUAAACAACUUUUUGAUUGACAUAAUGUGGUUUUGCCUUUGGACCACAUUUUGGCUAGGACAUUUGUAUCUUUAUUAUUCAAUCAAAAAAUAAGUUGUUUCAAACAGAAAAAUAUAUAUUUUCAAAAGAAAAAU
Messenger RNA from Corythoichthys intestinalis (scribbled pipefish), 8664 nucleotides. It is a transcript of the gene ttbk2a, whose product is annotated as tau tubulin kinase 2a. Lineage: Eukaryota; Metazoa; Chordata; Actinopteri; Syngnathiformes; Syngnathidae. The transcript is spliced from 16 exons. Gene Ontology annotation, cellular component: nucleus; ciliary transition zone; cytoplasm. Bases 539 to 3910 code for a protein of 1123 amino acids. Gene Ontology annotation, molecular function: ATP binding; protein serine/threonine kinase activity. Gene Ontology annotation, biological process: cilium assembly; peptidyl-serine phosphorylation; signal transduction. The record is from RefSeq and is a predicted model, not a curated record.